CUGGAAUGGAAUGUUCCGGUCGGUGGUCACUCAGCUCCAUUCAAGUAGAUUAGAGCCUGCGGGCGACUGACGAAAAUGUAAUGUCUGUUCCGGAGGCGGAGGCGGAUGUGUCUCUAGCGGCGGACGACAGAAACUGUUCGCAAAAUCGUCUGAGGAUAGAGGACGUCGAAACCCCCACAGAAAAGACUGUGACAUUUCGUCCGUUACCUUUAUGGACUCUGCUCAUACCGUUCUCUAUCGUCGGAGUUCUGAUACGACUUGGUCUUUUGGCUCUUAACAAUUAUCCUGAUGCCCCGGUUGUCAGCAUAGUCUACCCUCAGAUUGUAGGCUGCGUCAUAAUAGGAUGGCUCAAUGCGAAAAGGGAGAUAAUAGCAGUCAGAUACUAUCCAGCGUUUGUUGGUUUAGCAACCGGAUUGUGCGGAUCAAUCACAACUUUUUCCAGCUGGAAUCUAGCAGCGUUUUCCGCCUUUGCGAACCUUUCGGACGCGCCCAGAAGUGUUGGCCAAAACUUCCUUGCUGGAAUCGGGGUCAUUGUGAUUGUAUUGGGAAUGUCCAUCGUUUCUGUCGCAUUCGGAGCGCACCUAGGGCGCCUGCGUUUUGGAGCUUCUUUGAACGGCCAUACUAGCCCCCUCGUGAAGCUUACGUUCCUGCGGCAUCCUGAGUCUCUUAUGAGGCCGACAUUACCCGAUACUGUGGCAGUAGCGGGCGGUCUCAGCACUUGGUUGCUGGUUGCGAUUUUAUGCGGUACCUUAUCAAGUCAACGCCAUACGUGGUUUGCUACCAUCUUUGGACCCAUAGGUACUAUGGUCCGGUAUCGCUUUGCUGCGUUGAAUGGAAAAUAUCGGUCUUUUCCCUUUGGUACCUUCCUAGUCAAUAUUAUCGGCACAGCGAUUUUGGGCGCACUGUAUGUGAUCAGUCAUGCCGCUGCACUUGACCCAACAUCAUGUUCUGUAAUCACGGGUCUAGCGGACGGGUUUUGCGGAUGCCUUACUACUGUCUCGACAUUUGUGGUGGAACUAGAGCUUCUCGGCUUGCGACGGUCGUAUAUCUAUGGAUUUACGUCCAUCUGUUGUGGCCAGGUGGUUCUCGUUCUUAUUGUCGGCAUUUUCAAGUGGAGCCAUGGCUUAGGGCCUGCAUGUAUUUCUUGAGCAAAAAUAUGAGAACCCGUGUAUCAACCUUAUACCCGGAAAGCGUGUGUUCAAGUCUAGUUUCGAAUUCAUGCUCAUGCAUACCAGU
Messenger RNA from Spizellomyces punctatus DAOM BR117, 1236 nucleotides. RefSeq lists its product as uncharacterized. Gene Ontology annotation, cellular component: membrane. Gene Ontology annotation, molecular function: fluoride transmembrane transporter activity. The transcript is spliced from 7 exons. Bases 81 to 1148 code for a protein of 355 amino acids. Lineage: Eukaryota; Fungi; Chytridiomycota; Chytridiomycetes; Spizellomycetales; Spizellomycetaceae. The record is from RefSeq and is a predicted model, not a curated record. Gene Ontology annotation, biological process: fluoride transmembrane transport.